Messenger RNA from Prunus dulcis (almond), 722 nucleotides. Its product is annotated as 1,4-dihydroxy-2-naphthoyl-CoA thioesterase 1-like. The transcript is spliced from 3 exons. Bases 27 to 539 code for a protein of 170 amino acids. The record is from RefSeq and is a predicted model, not a curated record. Gene Ontology annotation, molecular function: 1,4-dihydroxy-2-naphthoyl-CoA thioesterase activity. Gene Ontology annotation, cellular component: peroxisome. NCBI's taxonomy places the organism in Eukaryota, Viridiplantae, Streptophyta, Magnoliopsida, Rosales, Rosaceae. Gene Ontology annotation, biological process: phylloquinone biosynthetic process.
CCACAAUUGUAACAACAUAUACACAUAUGGCUUCCCGGUCCCAAUCCAAGCCAUCAUCAGCACCACCACCACCAUCACCGCGGUCAAAGACGGAGGCUUUAGAUGUUUCCCUUCAUGAAAUUGGGUUCGAGAUUGAAGAGGUAACCCCAAAAAAGGUGUCCGGUCACCUACAUGUCACCCAAAGGUGCUGUCAGCCUUUCAAGGUGUUGCAUGGAGGGGUAUCAGCUCUCAUAGCUGAGUCUCUGGCUAGCAUAGGAGCCCACCUGGCCUCUGGUUUUCAAAGGGUGGCUGGGAUUCACCUCAGCAUCAACCAUUUGAAGCGUGCUGAGCUUGGUGACCAUAUCUUUGCUGAAGCCACGCCUGUUAAUCUUGGCAAAACCAUUCAGGUUUGGGAGGUGAGACUGUGGAAGAUUAAUCCUUCAAACUCAGACAUCAAAUCCUUAGUAUCAUCAUCAAGAGUUACUCUUUUAUGCAACAUGCCUGUGCCAGAGCAUGCAAAAGAUGCCGGUGAUGCUAUAAAGAAGUAUGCCAAAUUAUAAGUUCCGUUGUACCCUAUUCAUGUUCAACUCUUUUUGUUAUUGAACCAAUGGAGAAAUUAAAGACACUUUGAUUUUAGCAUUAUAACUAGCAAUGGUGCCCGCACGAUGCUGCCGGUUUUGAAAUUGUAAGGAAAUGUGUAUAAAGUUGUGAAAAUAUGCAAGGAAGAUGAUACCAUUAUAUAA